Messenger RNA from Chara braunii, 639 nucleotides. Lineage: Eukaryota; Viridiplantae; Streptophyta; Charophyceae; Charales; Characeae. The record is from the annotation of a GenBank genome assembly.
GCGUCCAUUACCUGCUGCAUUAGUAAUUAACGGGGAGGGGGAAGGGAAGUCGAUGCAUGGUGGCAUGGCGAGGUGGAGGGUUUAUUGGCAGCGUGGGCAGGAGACUUUCCAUUCCGGAUACAGUCUCCGGGAGUUCUUGGUAACGAACAAUGCGAUGGAAACGGGGGAAUCGAUUGCCAGUGCGAGGGAGGGACGCGAGAUAGUCGGGGUAGAGGGUGGUAAAGGUUCGGAAGAGCGCCGCGCGGAAACGAUCGUGAUCUUCGCAUGUGGGGAUGGUCCCUGUUAUCACGCAGUAGACCUCAAUCAUAUUGUGGCCUCGCCACGCGACACUGAGAAGCAAGAUAUGGAGGCAAAAGGUCGGGACGACGCACCGGAGGGAGGGAUGGGGAUGCACUACGACAGCGAGGCGAGCGGCGUAGAAGUGGUGGAAGGUGUUGCGGGGGAACGGAUUGAAGGGGAACGUGACGGGGGUGGUGAGCUGGCGAAGGGUGAGGUAGUCAAGGGGACGGCGAGAGAGUGAUCGGUGACGAAGGCCGAUCGCUCGUAUCGGUACGUCGACGAACUUGGGGACGGGUUGGGGAGGAGGGGGAUCGGUUUCGUCGCUGUGCCGAUGGGGCCGGAGUCGUGGCCGCGAGAUCG